Cyprinodon variegatus (sheepshead minnow) is the source of this 4259-nucleotide messenger RNA. RefSeq names its product collagen, type VIII, alpha 2 (gene col8a2). The coding region runs from base 743 to 2800 and encodes 685 amino acids. Gene Ontology annotation, molecular function: protein binding. Lineage: Eukaryota; Metazoa; Chordata; Actinopteri; Cyprinodontiformes; Cyprinodontidae. The transcript has 3 exons. The record is from RefSeq and is a predicted model, not a curated record.
CCAAAAUAAGCCAGUGGGAGAGGGACCGGCGGAGUGUAAGCCAGAGAAAUUGGAGCAGAGAGGUGCACAGCCCGCAGUUAUAAGUCUCUGAAGUGGGACCCACAGCCUUCAGCUCCAAAUACACUGCCUUGCUGCUCCCCUGCCUGACCUGACUGACUGACACACUGAGUUUCCCUCCACUCCCUCUCCCUCUAUGUCCUGCUCCUUCCCUCCUACUUUCCACCCUGGAGAGUGAGAGUGCACACAUUGGGAAGGUGCCCCUCAGACCUGCGCCUGGACCGCUUGAAGACAGCAAAGAGAGGAUUUCUCCCCCUUCCUUUACUUUCAUCCUCUCUUUAGAUUUCACCAUCUCUGGUUGGACUUUGUCUUGGAUUUGACUUGCCAGACACAGAAAAAAACUUUAAGAACAGAAUUAUUUCAUCUGCAGCAAAGUCUAAGUUUUGAGUUUUAUUUUUGGUUGUUUUCUUCUACUUUUUUUGAGUUAACUUUCUGCACUUGCAAGAGCAUCAGACCAGUUUAGAAUACAGCCGUUUGUCCUGGAGGACCCCUCUCCGUAUUUUUGACUGCAUGUUCACUGAACAUCUGAUACUGCCACAUCUCAUGGGAGACUCGCGUGGCUGAAGCAAGGUGGGUGGCAGAAGAGAGAGACCGACCUGAAGAGCACACCUGCAACUCCCCUAGCCUGCCUGCCCUACAACACCGCAACAGAGGGAGAGAUCUUUUUGUGUAUGAGAAGCCUGGAAUGCUAGUUACCAUGCUGUUGGCUCCUGUCUGUGUCCUGCUAAUGCUUGGGGGCCGUGCUCUUGGUGGAGGUUACCCCCCCAUACCCCACAUGAAGUACAUGCAGCCUAUGAUGAAAGGACCUGUUGGACCUCCUUUUCGAGAGGGGAAAGGACAUUAUGUUGAUAUGCCACCUAUGAUGAAGGGAGAACCUGGUCCUCAAGGGAAACCUGGACCAAGGGGUCCUCCUGGGCCACCAGGACUACCAGGAAAACCUGGACUGGGGAAACCAGGUCUCAAUGGACAACCAGGUCCUCAGGGGCCUCCAGGAUUUACUGGAAUUGGUAAACCUGGACUUCCAGGUCUACCAGGAAAGAUUGGGCCAAAUGGAAUGCCAGGACUUAAUGGUGAAGUUGGACCUCGUGGUGAACCAGGUCCCCGUGGACUUCCUGGGCCCCCUGGUGUCCCCGGCCCAGCUGGUUUAUCUCUGAAUGGAAAGCCUGGGCUCCCAGGUAUCAGAGGACCCCCUGGAGCUCGUGGUGAGCCAGGAUUAAAAGGCACUGCUGGACCACCAGGUGAACGUGGACUUAGGGGGGAAAAUGGCAAUGGUAACCCAGGAACUCCAGGUAUCAGGGGCCCUCCAGGUCUAAAAGGCAGUACAGGACCACCUGGAUUUCCUGGUAUUGGCAAACCAGGGCUAAAAGGUUCACCGGGACCACCUGGACUUAAAGGUGACGAAGGACUUCCAGGGAAUAAAGGAGAACCAGGGCUGCCUGGGCCACCAGGCCUUCAAGGUCUUCCAGGCCCAGCUGGGUUGGGGAAGCCUGGUCUUGAUGGGCUCCCAGGAACACCAGGUCCAGUGGGCCCUAAAGGUGAACAAGGAACUCGGGGAAGUCCUGGAAAUCCUGGCCUACCUGGUUACGGAAAACCUGGUCUAAAUGGUCCAAAGGGGGAGAAGGGUCACAGUGGAUAUCCAGGUCUCCAAGGGGACAAAGGGGAACAAGGAAUGGUUGGUCCAAUUGGGGUGCCAGGUCUUGACGGACAACCAGGGCCACCAGGCAUUCAGGGUCCAAUGGGGCUUCCAGGAAAACAUGGAAUUCCAGGGCCGAAGGGAGAAUUAGGACCCAAGGGACCCCCAGGUCUGCCUGGACUCAAAGGGGACCAAGGUUCCAGUGGUUUACCUGGGAGACCUGGUGUCCCAGGAGAAAAGGGUAUCCCUGGUCCUCAUGGUUCUAUUGGUAAACCAGGCCCUAAAGGUGAGCGAGGGCAAAAUGGUCCACCUGGGAAUCCAGGGUUGACAGGUUCUCCAGGGCCCAAAGGGGAGUCCGGCUUUAUGGGGAUUCCAGGCCCCAGGGGCCAGUCAGGAAUUCCUGGUCUCCAAGGGCCUAUGGGUCCUAUGGGGCCACAGGGUGUCCCUGGACCAAGGGGUGAUGCGGGACUACCAGGGCCUCCAGGGAUAGGCAAACUGGGGGAAAAGGGAGCAAUAGGUCCACAAGGCCCACCAGGAAAUCCAGGGCCUGCUGGGCUUAAUGGUAACCCUGGUCCGCCUGGUCCUCCUGGGCCUCCUGGCCCUCCUGGAAAUGGCCACACUCUUGCUUCGGGGACCACUGAUGCAGGACUGGGUGGGGAGGAAGUGCCAGGGGACAGAAAAGGUCCUGCAUACACUCAAGUUCUGUCUGCCUCACUAGCACCAGCUUUCACAGCCGUUCUUACCACGCCAUUCCCACCUUCUGGUAUGCCAAUCAAAUUUGAUAGGACGCUGUAUAAUGGUCAAAAUGCCUACAGCCCUGCAACUGGCAUCUUCACGGCUCCUUUAUCUGGCGUCUACUACUUUGCGUACCACAUGCACGUAAAGGGAACUAGCCUCUGGGUGGCUUUGUACAAGAACAAUGUACCAGCCACUUACACCUAUGAUGAAUACAAGAAAGGCUACAUGGACCAAGCAUCUGGCAGCGCAGUACUAGAGCUGAAGGAAGGUGAUGAGGUCUGGGUUCAAAUGCCUUCGGAUCAAGCAAAUGGCCUUUACUCUACCGAGUACAUUCACUCUUCAUUUUCAGGAUUCUUGCUUUGUCCCACAUAACCUUUCCCUUAUAAAAUGUUCCUGAAAUUGUGCCUCAGAUCAGCCCUAUACCCGAGAUACCUGCAGCCAUAGUUGAAACACCCCCCAUAACAUUUUGAGAAUACUACCAUGACCUUAUCUCUCUUACCCUCAGCAGUCUCAGUUUGAAAAAAAAAAAUUGUGAAUUAUGUUUAAAGAUUUGAAAGGCAGGGGAAGCAUUGUCAUAUUGUGUUCUUAUAUUUCAAUGUUCAUCAAAUGUUCGUCUUGGGUUGUAUUUUGUGAUGUUUUUUAGGCUAUAUUAUUUUAAUUAUUAUAUUGUCAUAUUUCGUUAUCAUUAUUUGAACCUCCUCAUCAAUGUCGCUUUUGUUUGUUGGAUUCAGACUUGUAAGUGCCUUACAUGGUAACAUGCGAGUAACAGACCUUCCCGUGUGACUGCACAUACUGUCAGACAAUAAGGUCACCAAAACUCGGGGAAGGAGGGGGAUACGUUUCAGACACCGGUCACUUCUGUGUGUGUAAUUAAAAUAAAGAAUUGGAAAACCUGCACUUAGAGUAACACUUCAACAACAGAACUGUUGACAGCUAGUUAUGUAAAAAGAAAUCAGGGCAUCUGGUCCUGUGAUACCUUUGAUUUGGUCCGUUUUAAUUUGCAACCCAACUUCUAGAGAGAGAUUUAUAAUUUAUUACUUGAUGGUAUACGAGCCUACUAGGUGCAUCUUUUGUGUCUAUGUUUUUUUCUUAUUGUUCAAGACAAAUUAGGAGUUGAUAGAUAGAGUAUAUUUUAACAUGCAGUAGAGUGGAUGCCAAAAUUAUCCUCAAAUGGGCAGUAAAGACUGCGUUCUGGCAAAUUAACUUGGUAUAGCAGUCUUAUUGAGUGAUGUAUAUUUUUCCUUUUGCACUGGGUGGCAUAUUGCACCAGAGGCUUGCUUUUCAAAUGCUCCAUAUUUCAUAAAUCUGCUUCAAUAUGGUAUUCUGUGAACAAAUAAUUCUAUAUCUCUUCCUAGUUGGAAAAAUACCAUUCUAAUUAUAAGAGAAAAAUCUGUGAAACUGCCUAAAGCUUGAUUGUAUUUUAGAAAUAGAGAACCUCAUUAAUAACAAUGAAAUAAAAGUUCCUACCUUUUUUCCCAAAUAUUUUUUAGACACAGACAUUCCGUUUUUGAGCCUAGCUUCUUUCUUUGAAAGCAGAGUUAUAUCCCAAUAUACAUCUAACACAGUAUUUGGCACUUCUGGUAAAGAUAUAUCAAAAGUCUUGGAUACAUUCACUUCUUAUGUGUUUUUUUUAGAACAUCUAUUAUUUAAGUUAAUCAAGUUUAUUUGGUAAAGAUUCUUUAUACUUUUGAAAUUGCCCAUUAGUAGAUAGGAAAGCUUCUUUUUACAGGGUGGGAGGUUUCAGAUGGUUUUACCUAACAGUGGGAGUUACAUGUUUUUGCCACAUAUUCAUAUUUUGUCUAAAGCCAAGCACCUAGUGGAGGUAUCAUCU